This is a messenger RNA of Pediculus humanus corporis (human body louse), 2937 nucleotides long. Its product is annotated as zinc finger protein, putative. The transcript has 8 exons. The coding region runs from base 1 to 2937 and encodes 978 amino acids. The record is from RefSeq and is a predicted model, not a curated record. Lineage: Eukaryota; Metazoa; Arthropoda; Insecta; Psocodea; Pediculidae.
AUGCUCAUGCACAAACUCAAAAAAGAAAUGAAAAUAUUCGUGUGUUCUUGCUGCGGUAUAAAUUUCGAAAACGAAGAUAAUUUGUUGGAACAUGAGAAAAUGCAUGCGGAAGAAGAAAACGAAGCUCUCAUGAAGGGGGGCGAGGGCGAGGACGAGUGCGAGGAUAUAACGAUUGUCGAUAACAUCAAAAUGGAACCCUCCGAUGGAUCUCACAUGAUCGUCAUGCCGAUCGAAGAAGUCGAAUGUAACGGAUUGGAAGAAGGGGAAGAAGAGAAUGUCGAGUGCGAAACAAGUAUAUCCGUUUUAAAAGACGAAUAUGCAAUUAUAGAAGUGUCGCAAGAGGAAGAAGGUGAAUUUAUAUGCGGCGAAUGUGGGAAAGAAUGCGCGGACAUACAAUCCGUUAACUUGCACAUGAAGGAACACAUGGAAUCUGAAAUGUUUGAAUGUUCCGAAUGCAAGCAAGUUUUCAAAUACAAACAAUUGCUUCUUCAGCACGUUCAAAACGUUCACGAGGGUCACAGAGCUUACACAUGUGACGUUUGUUGGGCGACGUUUUCGAGUAAAAAUAGUUUGCGUAAUCACAGAGUCAUACAUCUUUCCCUGAGGUACCCGUGCGAAGAAUGCGGUAACGAAUUUAAAGGACGAAGCGGACUUUAUCUUCACAAGCAACGGGUUCACAGGGGUAAAAAAGAUUUCGAAUGUGAUUAUUGCGGUAAAACGUUUGCUUUAAAGUGCCAAAGAGAUACCCACAGGCGGAUACACACGGGAGAAAAACCAUUUAAAUGCGAAACUUGCGGAGCCGGAUUCAGAGCUCAAAGCGGUCUGUACGCUCACAGGAAAACGCACACCGACGAAAGGCCUUACAAGUGCGAAAUAUGCGGGAAACGCUUGCGAUUACCCUACAAUCUUCGACUUCACAUGAGGACACACACGGGUGAAAAACCAUACGCGUGUGAUAUUUGCGGACGAGCUUUCUCACAACCGGGAGAUUCUUUACAUUCGCCAUUUCCGAAAAAACACGUUUGCGACAUUUGCGGUAAAGAAUUCACGUUUAAAUCCAAUUAUAAUACUCAUAAAUACACACACAUGGACAUGCCUAGAAAUUUCAAAUGCACUCAAUGCAUGAGCGCGUUCAAAAAUGCCAGAGGAUUAAAAAAUCAUUUGAAAACUCACGACACGGAUAAAAAUUUCGUUUGCGAGAUUUGCGGUAAAAAAUUCACGACGACGAUCAAUUUAAAAAAUCACAUGUCGGCACAUUCAGAUCUUCGACCCCAUUAUUGCGAAAUGUGUCAGGGAUCGUUCAAGAGAGCAAGUCAUUUGCAACAGCAUCAGAAAGAAGUUCACGGGGUUCACCAGUCGAAAAUGGCGAGGAAUUUUCCUUGCGAUUCUUGCGAUAAUUCAUUCACGACGAGCGAACGUUUGGAAGUGCAUAAGAGAAAACACACGGGAGAAUUACCAUUUCAAUGUAACAAAUGCUGGAGAGGAUUCGCGUCACAAAUGGGUUUGAACGUUCAUCACACUAUGGGAGAAUGUCAAAGUAAAACGUCAUCUUGUAAAAUUUGUCACGCGGAAUUCAAACCUGGACAAGAGCCUUGCGUUCACCAACAUUUUAGAACGUGUCACACGGACGAACGUCCGUUCGUUUGCGACGAAUGCGGAAAAGCGUUUAAAGCUAAAAACACGUUACAAAAUCAUCAAGCCGUUCAUUCCGAUAGUCGACCUUAUCCUUGUUCGUAUUGCGAUAAGAGAUUUAGAAGGUCUGAACAAUUGAUGUUACACACGAGAACUCACACGGGUGAAAAACCUCACAUUUGUAACUUUUGCGGACGGGGAUUUGCUCAAAUUGGGGAUAUGAAAAAACACAGGAAGAUACAUAACAGAAAACCACCCAAAACGCAUACCUGUAAUCAAUGUAACGCAGCAUUUACGACCCUCAGAUCACUUAGACGACAUUAUUUCACUCAUUAUAAUUAUAAAGACAAAGAAUUCAUUUGUGAACUUUGUGGUAAAAGAUUUGCUUAUUCUAUGACAUUAAAAAAUCAUAAAUUAUCACAUUCGGAGGAAAGGCCUCACAUUUGUAGAAUAUGUGGUACAUCUAUGGUUAAAAAGGAAUCGUUGGAAGCUCACAUGAAAGAACAUACCGGAGAGUUAAAUUAUCAAUGUAAAGACUGUUAUAAAAAAUUUGCGACAAAUACGGGAUUAAAUAUACAUAUAUCGAUGGGAAAAUGUUAUCCACAUGUUAAAUCGUGUAACGUUUGCUUGAAAGAUUUCAAAGGAAAUGAAGAUCUCAAAACGCAUUUCCGUUUGGCUCACACGGAUGAAAAACCUUUUUCUUGCGGAAAAUGCGGAAAAGCGUUUAAAACGAAAGCUUCCCUUCAAAUGCACGAGGAUGUACAUAACGAUCUUCGACCUCACGAAUGCGAUCUAUGUCAAAAAAGGUUUAGAAAGGCCGAACAUUUAAAAUUACAUAUAAGGACUCAUACGGGAGAAAAACCACACGUUUGCGAAAUAUGCGGAAGAGGGAUUAAAAAACAAUUGGAAAAACACAUAAAGAAACAACACAACGAUGAAGUUUACCAAUGUCCAAGAUGUAAUAAAAUAUUAAAAACAAAGGGCACAUUGAGAGAACACAUGUGGAUUCACACAGACCACAGGAGAUUUAUAUGUGAUAUAUGUGGUAUGAGGUUUAAAAGAACAAGUAAUUACCGUGGACACCUUAAGAUACCCCCACAAGAAAAAGGUUUUCAAUGUGAAGUUUGUGGUGUUAAACUUAAAUGGAAAAAUAAUUUAUUGGCACACAUGAGAAUACACACAGGAGAAAAACCUUAUAAAUGUAAAAUAUGUGGUGAUGGUUUUACAUGUCAUGGUUCACUUAGAACUCACAUGUCUAAACAUGGUAAGUGUCAAUUGACCACCUAUAGAAUAUUACAUUUCUAA